Lycium barbarum (goji berry) is the source of this 1170-nucleotide messenger RNA. RefSeq names its product transcription factor MAMYB. The record is from RefSeq and is a predicted model, not a curated record. The transcript has a single exon. Lineage: Eukaryota; Viridiplantae; Streptophyta; Magnoliopsida; Solanales; Solanaceae. Gene Ontology annotation, biological process: 'de novo' cotranslational protein folding; regulation of translational fidelity. Gene Ontology annotation, cellular component: cytosol. Gene Ontology annotation, molecular function: ribosome binding; Hsp70 protein binding. Bases 23 to 961 code for a protein of 312 amino acids.
GGAGAAAUGUAUAAUUCUGUCAAUGGAGUUCUUAGACGAAGAUGCCAAACCCAGAUUUGUCCUUCAAUCCAAACCAUUACCCCAAUCCAAUUCCGAUCCGGUAACCCAAACCCGUUCUUUUUACCGACCCGGAAUCAUCAUCUCCAUUUCCCUUUCUCUUCUCUUCUUCACUCUCUCCUUCCUUUACUUCAAUCUUGAACCAAUUGGAUCCAUUUUCUUAUGGCUCUUUCUUUCUUUCCUUAUUGGUCCUUUUGCUCCUAUUUCCGUUACAGCUGGUGAUAUUCGGGUCGGACUCGGAUCCCCCAUUCAAGACCCGCCAAAAGAAGAUCUUUCUGAUACCGAACCCGAGAAAAAGUCAAACAGAAGAUCCAACAAACCUAAAAAAAACGUUGACUUUGAGCCGGUUCUCGCCACCAAUUAUGACCCGAAACCCGAGAAAGUUAAUGGGUCGGUUCCAAAUUCGAAAAAAAGUAAUGGGUUGGUGGAAAAUUCGAAAAAUAGUGUAUGGAGUGAAGGGGAUGAGGAAUUGUUGAAGAAAAUGAUGGGGAAGAACCCGGUAGGGAAACCGGGUCGAUGGGAAGCGAUAGCGGAAGGGUUUAAUGGGAGAUAUAAAGUGGAAAAUGUGAUAAAGAAAGCUAAAGAAUUGGGUGAGAAGAAAAUGAGUGAUGAGGAUUCGUAUUCGAGGUUCUUGAAGGAUAGAAAACCAAUGGAUAAGAGAAGUGAGAGUGGAAAUGAAGGUGAUUUUGAUAAUGUGGAUGCGAAAAAGGCGGUGGAGAGUUGGACUAGUGGUGAGGAUUUGGCAUUGCUUAAUGCAUUGAAGACGUUUCCGAAGGAAGUGGCGAUGAGGUGGGAGAAAAUAGCAGCUGCUGUGCCUGGGAAGAAUAAGGCAGCUUGUAUGAAAAGAAUGGCUGAGUUGAAGAAGGAUUUUAGAAGUUCUAAGUCUGGUAAUGCUGAAGCUUAGGUAACAUAUUUUUCAGAUAUACAAUACUUAUUAUUUUGUUAGAAAAGACUACCUGAAUUAGUUGGGAUACUGUGAUUUGUUGAGGAAGAAAUUGAUAGGCAACCGGGGUUUACUUAAAAAGUUUUGAAUUUAUGUUGUUCUUUGAAAUAUGUAACUUGACAUUGAUUUGUAUGAAUAAAUACAUUUCCACUCUGUGGAGAUUGAGCUCA